AGAACUAUGUAUGCCGUGUGAAAAGUAGGGAAUUAGCUAGGGAAACUGACAAAUUAAUAAUGUUACAUUGCUAUACUGAUAAUAAAUAAAAAGUCUGAAUAUCAGUCUUACAUUUUUUGCCCGCUGGUUUCAUCGUUUGAUUCAGAUCUAGUGUGAUUGAGGCAAACAUAAUAGCUAAAGCUAGUUAGCUAACGUUAGUCAACUUUUGGCUAGCUCUGCUAGCUAAUGCUACAAUGGUACAUCAUCAAAUUUACUUCUGUUGAAAUGGGACAAAACAACGCCCAGAAUACAUUUCCAUACACACAACAGCUGUUAGAAACUGCUACCUGACAGAUAUAGCUAAACUAGCUGUGGUAGCUACUAGCUAGCUAACUAUCUGCUAAUAGUUCAUUCAAUUCAGUUGAGAGGGGAUGAAACAUUAGCUACCGUAACAUGUCAGUUACAAUACUAGCUCAGCACUGGAAAUAAAACAAAAUGAUUUCUGUCAAACAGUUACCUUGCCAGCUAGAUCAGUCAACUAAAGAGUGGCCAGUUUCUGCUCUGCUUGCUUUUACAACACAUAGAAAAUUAUAACACAGACAGCAGCUGCCUCUGUUCAUAUCUCCCAUUUUGGUCCUAUACGCCAGCCUAUACGCCAUGCUUUGUAGUGUUUGCAUGGUCCUAAAGCACAGCGGAGCUGCGUUUUGUAUCACAGUGCAAUGAUAAAACUGGGGGGGACAUGUCCCUGGUGAAAGUUAUGCCCCUGGCAGUGCCUAUCAAUUGUCCAGGUUUAUGGCUGCUUUCCCACUCUGUUGUUAUAGAGUGGGAAUAUAUCGUCAUUCCCAAACAUUCUAUGAUUUUAUGAAAACGUGAGAAUGACCAUAUCUCUCUUGUCAAUUUUUUCUUUUUUUAAGGUGUCAUGUUCUUCCUGGGAUGUAUAUGAGCAGAUUUUAAUAAGAUUUAAUUUUGCUAAAAUGCUGUCAGUUCCACUUUAAUAAUGGAACACUGGUCACUUUAAUAAUGUUUACAUACUGUUUUACCCAUUUAAUAUGUAUAUACUGUAUUCUAGUCAAGGCCAUCCUAGCCAACUAUUGCUGUACAUAUACUAUUCUAUCCUUCAGAUAUACUACUUAUUCUAUCCACAUUGACUAAAGACAUUUCAGCUUUUAAUUAAAUGAAUUAAUUUGGAAAUUUGGAAAUUUCUAAAAACAUAAUUCCACUUUGACAUUAUGGGGUAUUGUGUGUAGGCCAGUGACACAAACUCAAAAUGUAAUCCAUUCAGGCUCUAACACAACAACAUGUGGAAAAAGUUAAGGGGUGUGAAUACUUUCUGAAGACAAUGUACAUUACUUUCAAUGCAGAUACCUGGGAGGCCUAGAAAAAUGAUACAAGGGAUGGCUCCAUAAAAUAAUUAAAAUAACAUUAAAAUAUAACCAUACAUAUGUGUGUGUCACAUAUGCACGCUUUCAUACAUGUAUGUCUUUAUAAUCAUGUGAUUCAUAGACUUACUGAAAGCAAGUGCAACACACAAAAACGAAAAUGCAAUAUUGAUUGAAUUUAUUUGAUACAAAAAAGGGCACUUCAGACAGUGACGCCUCCACCUACUAUUUAAGAAAAUCAUCAAGGUUAACACAAAUCUUGAAAACGUAGUUCCAUUGUUGUCCUUAACACUUCUCUGAAGUCCACUGAGUGAAUAAAGCAACCUUGUUUCUACUUUUUACAGUUUCCACCCGCAAUGGGUUUCCUGGGAUUCGCAAUGGGUUUCCUAAGAUGUAACCUCUUACAUUUGUAGGCCUUUUGUUAUAUAGUUACCACUUGCCAUGGGUUUCAUUAGGUAAACAGCAACAUGAAACAUCCAGGCCUUGAAUCUUGAGCCUUGUUACAGUCUAUCGCCCUUAACGGGUUAGUUGAGAUAUAGUGUAAUGUGUAAUAGUCUACCGCCCAUGACAGGCUAGCUGAGGUAUGGACCUACUCAUAAAAUGAACAACAUCCCCAUGAAUCAGAUAGUGGUUAUAAUAUGAACCAGAAUCAGAUGGGAGUUUACCCAAGGUCCUUGGUUCCCACUGAGGCCUUCACCUCUGUCACCGUGAUGAGCGUACAUUUUUUACCUUUACUUAACUAGGCAAGACAACAGACAUGAAUGAAGCACACUUGAAUGGUGUGUAGUUUCCUUCCUCUAAAGUUUCUACUUUAUGGUUUCCACAUCAGCAACUUGUCUUACAUUUCCACCUUCAUUCCCCUACACCACAUUCACACAUUCACACAUAUCAGUAUAUACUUAGGUAUCAACUCAAUGAGAAAAAUAUGUACAUUUAAAAUAAGAAUACACACUUUAUACACUGAAGCCUUACAUUCCAUACAUCAAUAAUACUUUGCCCAACUGAGGAAAGGCCCUGAUAUCCUAAUGUCAUUGCUCAAAUGUUCUUUAAACAUCCUGAGAGGUUGUUACAUUGGUUAUUCAGUGUGCUGAACAGAGUAUCAUAUCAAAUGGAGUCCUUACUCUACUGAGGCCUUGUUUUCUGAAGUAGGCCCUGAUAUACUCAUGCCAAGGGCACAUCAUAUCUUUAACUUGAACCCAAACACCAGAUGUGCUUGGGAGGAAAAUGCUACAAGCUGUUUAGGUCAGAGAUGUUGUGAUGUGCUGUUUAACUUAUUUUUUUAAAGCAAAUGUUGCUGCUUUUGUUGCUUGCUUGAGUGAUUUGUGAUUCCAGGGAGCUCCAUGCUAUCAUGGCUCUAGAUAUUACUGUGUGUUGCUUUGAAUUCAUUUUGGCUAUAUGGACUGUGAAGAGACUUCUGGUUUCAUGUCUUGUGGAAUAUGAAUGUGUUUCAGAGCUGUAUGUUAGUUGAUUGAAUAGACUGUUUUUAGUUUUAAACACAUUCAUAUUUCUUACAAAAACAAGAAGUGAUGCAGACAAUCUCUCCUCUACUUUGAGCCAGGAAGGUCAACAUGCAUUUAGUUGACAUUAGCUCUAUGUGAACAAUAAAGUGCAAGAUGUGCUGCUCUGUUUUGGGCCAGCUGUAGCUAGCUUUAGUAUGUAGCACCUUUAACACAGCCUGUGUGUCUAUGUAUGCUUUUGAUUCAACCCUUUACACGUCAGCGGAGAGUUGCAGUUAGUUUCAGAAUAGGUGGUCUGUAAUAAAUGAGUCCUGAAUAUAUCUAAGACUAAGAGCAUAGUAUUUGGUACCAAUCAUUCCCUAAGGUCUAGACCUCAGCUGGAUCUGAUAAUGGGACAUCUCUCCUAUUAUGAUAUCAAUAAAAUAAAUAGUGUGUAUGUGUUGUACGGGUUGUAAAGAUGAGCUGCAAUAUUAACAACAGUAACUAGAAGAAUACAUGAGUGAUAUAGAGGUCUGUUCCUGGCAGUCUGACUCAUACUGAUGUCUGCAUGGGAAUGGCCUUGGUACUGGGAACAGUCUGAGACACACACCAACGUGCACUUGCAUGCAACAAACUCAAGUACGCUCACACAUGCACACGCACACAGCGGCCUGGCUGUCCGUAACAAAGUGUUUCCUUCCUCUUUGUGCAUGUGCCAUUAAAAAGGAGCAGGGCAAGAGUGUGUGUAGAGCAGUGUUUGUAGGCGGGCCAAAGAGAAGUGUAUGAAAUGUGUCAUGCUGGCUGGCUGACUGGGGGCCGGACUCAGGAUCUCUGCCUUAUAACAGUGGGUGGGAAGAAAGGAGCUCCCUCCUAUUGAUAAGGAACACAGUCAGGACUGCCAGUCAGACAAGUAGACACACUACUCGCACACAUCAGAAUGGAAAGACUGGUAGACUGUCAGGUAAACCUACAGAUGGACAAACAGGCAGACAGACAUAUAGACACCAAGGUGUUCCUUCCUGGGCCCCUCUCACCAGUAGCCCUCUACCCCUGGUUCAGGUGUGUGGUUGCCUUGGUAUCAGUGAUGGGGCUCGUGAUCAUGGCUCUAUUCGUGGGGUUCUGCAUUGGGUUCUACACCCAGAGAACCACACAGGGAACUGGACAAGCAAAUUGCACAGAGAAAUUAAACAAGACCUUCAUACUUCAAGAGGGCAAACCGUCAGAAGAUGAAACAGACGAAUACGACUAUGACAUCUUCAUCGCCCCAAAGGACGCCAUCUAUUUCAUCCAUGGCCAGGUGACGAUGGCAGAAGGGAAGGGGAAAGUCUACCUGUUUUGGAAACUCAAAAGCAGCCGUAAGAUCAAAACCAACAACGGAACCUGCCCUGAGAUCACCUUCGCUACGGAGGUCAAGUUGUUGAAAGGUGGUCGGGUUUAUCUCGUCUUCAACACGGGCAAACCCAAACUGAAAGAGAGCACUUUCUCAGUCUACGAGCUCGUCGAGCAGUGACCGGACUGAAACAGUACAGUCUACGAGCUCGUCGAGCAGUGACCGGACUGAAACAGUACAGUCUAGAAGUGUUAUGCCACACUCUGUAAGAUACCGUUAGAGUUAACAAAACAUAAACAAUGGAGCUGAUACAUUUCUACACGCAACUUAAAAUCGUAACGUUUGCUUAAAAGAAUCGGACAGUAAAUACUGGUACAUUACAUGCAUACGUGUUCACUUGUGUACAAUAAUUAUACAUUGAUUGUACAAAACAUUAGGAACACCUUCCUAAUAUUGAGUUGCACCCCCUUUUGCCUUCAGAACAGCCUCAAUUCAUUGGGGCAUUUAAUUCUACAAGGUGUUGAAAGCAUUCCACAGGGAUGUGUCAAGUUGGCUGGAUGUCAUUUGGAUGGUGGACCAUUCUUGAUACACACAAGAAAAUGUUGGAAAAAAAACCCAGCAGCGUUGCAGUUCACCCUCUGAAUGGCACACAUACGCAAUCAAUGUCUCAAUUGUCUCAAGGCUUAAAAAUCAUUAUUUAACCUGUCUUCUCCCCUUCAGCUACACUGAUUGAAGUGGAUUUAACAAGUGACAUCAAAACGGGAUUAUAGCUUUCACCUGGGUUCACCUUGUCAGUCUAUGUCAUGGAAAGAGCAGGUGUUCCUAAUGUUUUAUACACUCAGUGUAUGUGUAUACUGGUAUCGUUAUUGUAUGUUAUCAGAAUGUUAGGGGACAGGGAAUCCCAAGAAAGAAAUGCAUACCGUAUAUUUUCUACAAUAUUUUAGUUGUAAAACGUAUUGAUCAACCAGGAAGUUACAAAGUGAUUAAAUGUAAUAAUAAGAUGGUGGAAUAUCAUUGUAUGUAAAUAUGUUGUCUAUGUAAUUAUAUUGUGGUCCUCUGUAGGUCAGUUGGUAGAGCAUUUUUCUUGCAAAGCCAGGAUAGUGGGUUUGAUUCCCAGGACCACCCAUACUAAAAACAUAUAUGCACGUAAGUCGCUUUAGCUAAAUGGCAUGAUAUAAGAGGACUCUUUUAUUAUCUAAGGAAGUCUGAUCUUGCACUGUAUUAUUUUAACCCAGUGCUUUCCCUGUUAUAGUGAAUGUUCUGAAUAUUUACUAUGCUUUGGAUCAAAUAAAGUAUUUCAUAUGAAAAAACUGCACAGCCUCACAUCAAA
Molecule: messenger RNA, 5454 nt
Organism: Oncorhynchus kisutch (coho salmon)
Lineage: Eukaryota; Metazoa; Chordata; Actinopteri; Salmoniformes; Salmonidae
Exons: 3
Coding region: 3732-4304 (190 amino acids)
Source: RefSeq, a predicted model, not a curated record